GACUGUCACAGAAGGUCUCUGAUCCUGCUCUUCUUCGCCAAUAUUUAUCAAUAACCUCAUUUUUGCUUUCCAAUGAACAUGUCAACGUGAGGGCUGGUUUCGGCAGGUGUCUUGCCUUCAUAGAAAAACAGAGCAUUGCAUGAUGCUGUGAAGCUGAACGUUGCUACUGACAAGGUGGGUACGUUUUGUUCGUUUGCUUUUUUGGGUGGCAACUUCAUUUUUUGGAGACAAACACGGACCAAGGUGGCCUCAGGUGGCUACAACACCUCCACUCAGACUCCACCCUGUCUGGAAUGCAGAAGAGGAUCGGCUUGCUGUGUCAUUGACCAGCAGCCCGUUUCCAUACAUGCUCGUUUGGUUUCCUCUAACGUUAUAUGUCUAUUAUCUUCACACGCGGAUGCUCUGGCUUGUUCACCGAGCUACACUGUUACGUUGUAGAGGUUACAGUGUCAGCUGGCACACACGGAUAUGUUGAGUUAUAAAAACAAUUCAACUGCCAAAAGAUCCAAGUUGACUUGCUCCCAGAUUCCGCGUUUGGUAAGUUUGACUUGACACACUGGAGUAGAGCUAAAACGAUUGGUCGAUAGACAGCUAAAUGAAUUGGCAACUACUGAUAAUCAAUUAAUAAUUAGAAUAGUAUUUCAAGUUAAAAUGCAAACCAUUUGUUUAGAACUUUUUACUUGUGAUGUUAGGGUGGGACAGCUUGUCAAAAUGACCCACUGUCCUUUUUUUGUUGAAAGAUGGAUUUAUUAUACAUGCAAUUUGCUGUAUUUAAAAAAAAAGGAAGAAGAUCUUUUUCAUUAUAUUGUUUCUUUUAUUUUCCUCAAAGGUGUGUGCAUAUUACAGAUGCAGAAUGCGGUGGUUUCUUAGCUCAACGCUCCACCAGCUGCGGUGUGUACGGUUAAGGUCAUGUACCAGGAGAGGAGGAAGGAACACGCUGCCUUUGUGGAUUAGGGCAAUAUGGGCUUACUUGAGACUGCUGGUACAGUCAUUGUACUUCAGCUCUCUUACAGACUCAGAUGUGGUUUUCGACUCAGUCUUUGAACCGAUAUUUUGGACUGUGGAUUAUGUCACACGCUGGUUCGGCACGAUGUUUGUUUUUCUGGUGGUGGUGCUGACAAGCUCCAUUUUGGUAAUAGUGUAUCUGAUCCUACUGCCUAUGAUCAUAAGCACAUACCCUCCUAUAUGGGUGGCUUGGCACCUUUGCUAUGGACACUGGAACCUCGUCAUGAUUGUUUUCCAUUACUACAAGGCCACCAAGACUGCCCCUGGGUACCCCCCUACAGAAAAAAAUGACAGUCCGUUUGUAUCGGUUUGCAAAAAAUGCAUCAUUCCCAAACCAGCAAGAACACACCACUGUGGUAUCUGUAACAGGUGCAUUCUGAAAAUGGACCAUCAUUGUCCCUGGCUGAAUAACUGCGUGGGCCAUUUAAACCACCGUUAUUUCUUCUCCUUCUGCCUCUCGCUGGCCUUGGGCUGCGUCUACUGUAGCAUCAGUGGACGGUACAUGUUCCUAGAUGCAUACAAUGCUCUUGAGCACUUCAAGCAUCUGGAUGUUGAAAAGUCAGGGGUACCAGUAACCGGGAUGGGAGUUCUUAUCGGGCUUCUCCCCCCUGGUCAGACCAACUAUCAGACAGCUGCACCGACGUACACCUUUAAGGAGAAGAUGAUUCAUAAGAGCAUCAUCUACAUGUGGGUGCUUACCAGCACUGUGUCAGUGACCCUGGGAUCUCUGACCAUGUGGCACGCAAUCCUCAUAUCCAGAGGAGAGACCAGCAUCGAAAGACACACUAACAGCAAAGAAACAAAGCGAAUGGCCAACCGAGGACGGAUAUACAAAAACCCUUUUAACUAUGGUAAGCUGAAUAACUGGAAGAUCUUCUUGGGCGUGGGAAAGACAAGUCACUGGUUGACACGCGUUCUCCUUCCAUCUGGACACACCCCACCUGGUGAUGGCUUGACAUGGGACGCCUUCCCUGUUAAAAAGGAUUUAAUACCAGUAUGAUAGACUUGACUCAGGCAAACUUGUAGCCUAAUAUCAGCAGUCUUUGCUGUGUCCAACUCACUCUGGUCUUUUGAUCUGGUUGGCGGUUAGGAUCCCUGCAAGGUGGCUCCAUACAGCUGAAGGAAUGAGGACAUAUCAGCCUCCAACACCUCAAUCACUUGCAGUGGGGUUGCUCAUGGUUCGGUCUAUAUUUUUUGCCAAUGAAAAGCCAAUAUGUCAUGGACGGUUAGUUCUUUACUGUGUUUGACCUAGUCUUACAAACAGGUCUUACUUGAGUCUGAGCAUUGUAACAACUGCAGUACCAUGAUGAUGUGUUAUUUAUCUGUCUUUUUUACCUGUUAAGUUAAAUAAAUCUUUAUAAAUUGCUUUGUUUAAACAA
This is a messenger RNA of Pseudoliparis swirei, 2384 nucleotides long. It is a transcript of the gene zdhhc16a, whose product is annotated as zinc finger DHHC-type palmitoyltransferase 16a. The coding region runs from base 854 to 2005 and encodes 383 amino acids. Gene Ontology annotation, cellular component: Golgi apparatus. The transcript has 11 exons. Gene Ontology annotation, molecular function: palmitoyltransferase activity. The record is from RefSeq and is a predicted model, not a curated record. Lineage: Eukaryota; Metazoa; Chordata; Actinopteri; Perciformes; Liparidae. Gene Ontology annotation, biological process: protein palmitoylation.